AUGGAACAUAUUUUUAAAGUAUUGAAAAUUAAAAAGGAAUAGAUUAUAAUUAUUGGAAGAUUAAUUGAGUGUAGUGUAUCUAUAGAGAUGAGUAUAAAAUAUAAAAAGAUCAAAUCAGUCAUUUUAAGAAGUGCUUUUACAUCAAUAUGUGAUUUUAUAAAGGAGAAAAGUAUUUUUAGGGUAAAGUAAUGAUGUCUAAAUAUUUUAUUAUAUUAAAAUUAGUGACAGAAAGAUUUAGGAAUAUGGAAAAGAUAAAUAAAGUAGUUUGUCCAACACUUUUUAUAAAUGGAAAGGAUGACAAUUUGGGUAAUUAUAGACAUUCUAUUGAAUUAAUGAAAGAGUGUUAAGGUUAGUUCAUUUGGAACUAUUUGAUGAAAUGA
Molecule: messenger RNA, 380 nt
Organism: Paramecium sonneborni
Lineage: Eukaryota; Ciliophora; Oligohymenophorea; Peniculida; Parameciidae
Source: the annotation of a GenBank genome assembly